This is a messenger RNA of Phalaenopsis equestris, 592 nucleotides long. RefSeq lists its product as uncharacterized. The record is from RefSeq and is a predicted model, not a curated record. The transcript has 2 exons. The coding region runs from base 113 to 370 and encodes 85 amino acids. Lineage: Eukaryota; Viridiplantae; Streptophyta; Magnoliopsida; Asparagales; Orchidaceae.
GAAAUCAUGCCAUCUGUAGCAAGAAAGACACCUACCCGAUUACUCUUCUCCUUCUUCCUCUUGCCGUAAUUGCAGCACAAAAACCAGCAAAAUCAAAACUUGAAAUUAAAACAUGGAAGGAGAAAGAAAGAAAGCAGAAGAUGAGGCUCCGCUGCAGGAAGGUUUUGACUUUAAAAAAGAAGCACUUUUAUUCGCUUCUUCUCUCAAGAAAGGCUGGCAAUACGUAGAAGCGUACUUCAGAGGACAGGCAAUGAGUUUGACGGCUAGAACUGAGAAGGAAGCCAGUGAAGCAGAAUUGCAGAAGGCAAAGAUGCAGGUUGAAGCCACAGAUGAGGCAGAGAGAAGAAGGAUUGAAUUGAAUAAGCGUUAGAGAUUCAUAUUUGGUGCUUUAUUCUGUGUUUUUUUUUUUAUUUUGUAAUGGUUUGGAUUUUUGUUGGAGUUUGUUAGUUGCAGAACUGAAGGAGUGGUUGAUUGUGAGAAUUAUGAGAUUCUGAUGAUCUAAGAUAGGAAAUUGAUGUAUAUUGCGUUUGAAUGAUUGUGGAUUUGAUUGAAGAGAGCUGUUUUUCAAUGGUGGUGAUUGGCAACAUAUAGG